Messenger RNA from Plenodomus lingam JN3, 378 nucleotides. The record is from RefSeq and is a predicted model, not a curated record. NCBI's taxonomy places the organism in Eukaryota, Fungi, Ascomycota, Dothideomycetes, Pleosporales, Leptosphaeriaceae.
AUGACAACCAAAGAUACCUCCAACCCAUCCAAAAUCCCAUCCUCCAGUUCAUCUUCAACAUCUUCCUCCUCCAUCCUCUCAACCCUAACAACAUUCACCCUCCUCUACCUCACCACCCUCUUCUCCCUCGACUCCUGGGCCGCCGCGCGCGCCUCGCCCCACCGCGCCCCAGGCAACACCGCACACCAGCGCCCUUCGUCCUCGACGCCCGCGCCAGACAGUUAUCAGGGUGGGAUGCAUGGGCGGGGCGGUGCUGGACUGCGGGGUGCGGCUGAGGGGGAGCUGGGUAGAAGGGGAGGAAGGGAUGUUGGCGUUGUGGAUUCGAGGCCGCCGAUGGGUAUGGGGGGCAGUGCGGGGUGUGGUGCUUGUUUGAUUUAG